Coprinopsis cinerea okayama7#130 is the source of this 1277-nucleotide messenger RNA. RefSeq names its product peptidylprolyl isomerase. Lineage: Eukaryota; Fungi; Basidiomycota; Agaricomycetes; Agaricales; Psathyrellaceae. The transcript has 9 exons. The record is from RefSeq and is a predicted model, not a curated record. Gene Ontology annotation, cellular component: nucleolus; chromatin. Bases 52 to 1107 code for a protein of 351 amino acids. Gene Ontology annotation, molecular function: macrolide binding; peptidyl-prolyl cis-trans isomerase activity.
CUUGAACACUCACAGUUUCCAUUCUUAACUUCAAAAAAACACGUCUUUUCAAUGGCUGAAGUCGAACUCUGGAGUUUCGUUUUGCCUGGGGGCGCUGAAGAAGAGAUCUCCCCUCCAGCUGACAUCCGGGUGACGAACGCUGCCUUUGGAGAGGAGUUGCCCGACGCCAACGGUCGAUCCGUUGUCAAGCUUGUCUAUGAACCACUGUCUGGACCCGACGACGAGGAUGAGGAUGAAGAUGAGGAGAAGGAGGACGAGGACGAGGACCGAGAGCUUGCCGAAACUGUUCUUACUGCUCUGACCGCAGGCAGGAUUGAGCAAACCACCCUUAAUGUUGUCCUUAAGGAAGACAGACAAUAUGUCCUGGUCAACACUGGCAAAAACACUGUUUACCUCACAGGGAAUUAUAUUGAACAAAUGGAUGAACCACCCUACGACAGCGACGAGGAGGAGUACUCUGACGAAGAGGAUGCCUACGACCUACGGGAAGUGAGCUCCGAUGUCGAGAUGGAUCCACUUGAGCUGGAGGGCCUCGACGAUCUUGACACCGACGCCAGUCGAUUCGAGGAAAUUGAAGAACCCGCUCCCAAGUCUGCGAAACGCUCCCGUGAUUCCGAGGCAGAGGAAGCUCCCAAGGCCAAGGACAAAAAGAGCAAGAAGCUGAAGGCUGAGGAUGGAAAGGCUGUCCCUGUCGAAGCCACUGCUGAAAAGGCCGACAAGAAGGAGAAAAAGAAAGAGAAAAAGGAGAAGGACACCAAGACCAAAGGCUCAAACGUGAAGGAGCUCGCUGGCGGGCUGAAGAUUCAGGAUUCCAAGGUCGGAGAAGGCCCAGAAGCCAAGAAGGGCAGCAAGGUCUCUGUUCGAUACAUCGGAAAACUUGAAAAUGGGAAGGUCUUCGACAAGAACACCAAGGGCAAGCCGUUCCAAUUCGUUAUCGGAAAGGGCAGUGUCAUCAAGGGAUGGGAUGAAGGAAUUGCUGGCAUGCGUGUUGGGGGCGAGCGUAUCUUAACUGUUCCACCAGCCCUCGCUUACGGCAAGAAGGGAGUUUCAGGAAUUCCCCCGAAUGCUACUCUCAAGUUCGAGGUCAAGCUCAUCGGGGUUGCGUAAAUAUGCGCACUGCCCCGGCAUCUGGUGGCUACCUUGUCUCCACAGAUUCACUCAAAAUCAAUUGGCAUUUGUGCCGUCCUGCAGCGUCCUGCGUGGUCUUGCUCAUGUAUACGGAAUUGUGAUCUAACAGCUGUCAUUAUGAAUGCAAUGAGGUCUACAUUUGUCUUCCA